Messenger RNA from Parastagonospora nodorum SN15, 2055 nucleotides. RefSeq lists its product as hypothetical. Gene Ontology annotation, cellular component: cytosol; endocytic vesicle. Gene Ontology annotation, molecular function: guanyl-nucleotide exchange factor activity; small GTPase binding. NCBI's taxonomy places the organism in Eukaryota, Fungi, Ascomycota, Dothideomycetes, Pleosporales, Phaeosphaeriaceae. Gene Ontology annotation, biological process: vesicle-mediated transport. Bases 1 to 2055 code for a protein of 684 amino acids. The transcript has 2 exons. The record is from RefSeq and is a predicted model, not a curated record.
AUGGUCGUCGAGGAAGACGAAACCGCCGAUGGCGAUGUCUUUGUCAAGAAAGAUGAAGACGGGGAAGCUGAAUCGCACGAAGCUGCUCCCGACACUUUCGAGGAGCUUCCCAUAGAGAUCCGGAGUCUGACCGAGAGAUUCCUCGAGUCGCUCACGGCCAAAGUCCACCCCGCCCCCCUCUCCAUUGACAACCUAUCCGACCUCUUCCAAGACUUCUACACCCGCGCAUCCUCCAAGAUCAACACCCACAUAGCGACACUAUCUGCACGUCUGACUAGCGAUGAAUAUACAUCCAAGAAGGGUUCAGCUCCGCCGAGCAGACCAGGCUCGAUACGUCAAGGAAGCAACCACUCUGGCGAACAACAGAUGCUCAGUGCUUCUGAGAUGGCAGACCGCAAGAAGGCGAGGAAGUCGUUAGAAGCAAAACGCCUGGCUUUAGAAGAGGCUGUCGAGCGAGCAGUGUGCGAGAAGAUGUACAGCAGGAUAUGGCGGCAUCGCAGCACUGACGACGAGGAAAGAGACCACAAGCUUCGGUCUCGAACUGCUGCACUCUCGCUCGUUGGCAUUGGGUUGAAAGAGCUGCUGAUGACUAGCGAUGAAAUGACAGAAGAGGAGCGUCAAAAGACAAAAGAGAAAGAACCCGAGAUUAGGGAGUGGCUCUCUACCGCAAGACAGGACAUCAUGAAGAUGAACGACGAGAAGUAUCCACAGGGGAAGGUGCAGCACCUGACCGCAGCUCACAAAUCCAUUGUGGAAGCUCUGUCCAAGAUCUUUCCUGCCACUUCAUCUGCUGACGAGAUUCUUCCUACCCUCAUCUACGCCCUGAUCACGCUGCCGCCGGUCGAGUUGAACGUCAUAAGUGAUCUCAUGUUCAUCCAAAGAUUCCGUGGCUCCAGUCGGAUGGACGGCGAAACAGCAUACUGUCUUGUCAACCUCGAAGCAGCCAUAUCCUUCCUCGAGACUGUCGACCUUUCCUCCUUACGUGCGAAUGAGCCAGUCAUUCCUGGCAAGGCAGAUUCUAGGCCCUCCACACCAAGAUCAGAAGUGACGCCAAUGGCCCUAGGUCUGUCUGAUGCGCCCGACUUGAUCCAGACUCCAGCUACACCCACUACCAAAGGCCCUGGAAACGAGCCAUCGAGCCCAGUGACGACAAAGGCACAACGCCGAUUGAGUAACUUGAUACAGACACAACAGACCAAGCUCGAGGCUGCCUCAGAUGCCGUGCGCGACUCAAUCCUUGAUUCGGCUGACCAAGCCAUGGGCAGAAUUAAUAGUACACUUGACAGUAGCUUCAAAUUCUUCUUUGGUGGUCUCCGGGACAAGGAUCCGAACAGUCCCAUCACGGAACAGCCAGCACUUCCAAAGACGCUAGAGGAUGCGAGGAAGCUUGUCAGUUCACCCACGCGAAUUGAUGACGACGACGAUGUAUCCAGUGUGGGCGGCGCUAGCUCGACACAAGGAGAUGAUCACGUCGAAGUCUCGAGCAACAAGAGGCUCGAAGCCAAGAUGUCAGACCUGUUCGCUGGUAGAAAGCAAAUCAGGGAACGAAGUGUAGACUCUACACGAUCUAUAGGUAGCGCAAGCGGACGUCGCGUCACAUUUCCGGCCACGGUAGAGGAAAAGACUCCAUCUCCAUCAGCCGUCAAAGCAGAGCCCCCAGCACCGAGUAAUACUUCAGCUGUCGACUCUCUUCGCAACAUGGGCAACAGCCUCAACCCAUUGAACAGAUUUGCAAGCAUCAACGUAUUGCCUCGCUUCGGGCGCACCGUGAGCAGCAGCAGCACUCCUGUUCUCGCUACUCCAGUUGCGGAGCAAGGGAAGCAGUCGCCUUCGCCAGAACCACUGAGCCGAACAGCAACAGGAGAGGUCACUCAAGUGGACGAGAAGGGCGCAAAGGCGAUCGCAGCGAUCGAACAACUGAAGAAGACGCCUCCACCCGUGAAACGGUUUCUUGACGCCAAGGAUGCGCAGGAGCUAAAGUUGAAGGAGGUCGACGAGCUCUUGAAGGAGUACCAACGGUUAGCUACGGCGAUGCGAGGAGCCAUCAACCAUUGA